UCCGCUGCGCGCGCCGGCGGUUAUGCCACAGCGCCACACGCAAACGAACCAGACGCCGGCCGGUCGUGCGCAUAAAAACUAUUAAAUUCGAAAUUCAAAUUCGCCAAACGCUCUCGAACUUUUCAAGUGUCUAACAGAAAUCACACACGAUUACCUUGUGAACACGUGUUUUACUUUAGUGAAAAUCUAUGCAACUCUAGUGAUUCUAGUUCUCUAGUGUUCUGGGUCACGGAAUAUUGAUGAAUUAGUGAAGCAUUGUUCAAAGCCACACCGAUGGAGGAGAAGAAAGAAAUCAAUCUAGACUCCGUGCUGGAGAGCCUGGGUCCGUACGGCCGCUACAAUAUACUCAAUUUUGCGCUGCUGCUUUUUCCUAUUUUGCUCAGCGCUUUCUUCGAGUGCGGAUUUAUAUUUGAAGCGCAACAGCAGAAUUACAGAUGCGAAAUCCCAGGCUGCGAAGGGCUGUACAACGACACUUCAUGGCUCCAGUACUCAUUCGCCAUCCCCACCACGCCAGACUCGAAGCACUUGGAGUCCUGCGUUCGGUACGCACCGCUCGGCGCGGGCUGCUCGGCGGAUCAGUUCAAUACCAGCAAGACUGUGCCGUGUGAGAGAUACGUGUAUGAGAUCGAUCAAAGCUUUAUGCAAGAGUUCGGCUUCGCCUGCCAAGAAUGGAAGCGCGCUUUGGUCGGCACCGUUCACAAUUCUGGCAUGUUUGCCGCCAUGCUCUUCACCGGGGCUAUCUCCGACCGCUUCGGCCGAAAGAUCGCCGUCGGAAUCGCGGCGACAGCAUCGUUGGUCUUCGGGAUCCUUCGGGGCUUCGCGCCGGAUUAUAUAACUUAUCUGAUUAUGCACUUCUUCGAGGCUGGCUUUGGAGGCGGGCUUUAUCCGUCAGCAUAUGUUCUAAUUGUAGAGCUGGUCGGCCUCAAGCAGCGCGUCAUAGUGUCGACCAUGUGCAACAUGGCCUUCGUGAUCGGCGUCGUAAUCCUCUCCGGCAUCGCCUGGUUCGUCAACAACUGGAGGACUUACGUCUUCAUCCUCUACACUCCUGCCCUCCUGGUCACACUGUACGUCUGGUUCAUGAACGAAAGCGCACGCUGGCUAUUAAGCAAAGGAAGAAAAGACGAAGCGAUCAAAAUACUAAAGUCUGCUGCCAAAAUCAAUAGAUUAGAUCCUAGAAAACUUGAAUUAGACAAUCUUGGAGACCCGCUUUUGAAAUCAGAGAAUCAAACUGAUGACAAGAAAUCUCAGUUCGCUAAAGCGAUUAGUUCUUCUAUAAUAUGGAAGCGUCUAUUAAUCUGUAUGUUUCUGUGGAUGACUUGUUCUUUUGUGUAUUACGGGAUGACGAUAAACUCAGUGUCGUUGAGUGAUAAUAAGUAUUUAAGUUUUAUGUUGGUGACGCUGGUGGAGAUUCCGGCGUACGUGGUGGUGGCGAUAGUGCUGGACAGGUACGGGCGGAAGAAGACGCUGGUCGUGACGUACACGACGUGUGCGGCGACGAGUAUGCUGUUCGCUUUCUUGCCAAAGGCGGCCUGGUGGUCAACUGCGCUGUACCUCGUCGGCAAGUGGAGCGUGACUCUAGCCUACUCCUCGGUCUAUAUCUACGUAUCGGAGGUCUUCCCGACGAAUAUGAGGCAGACGCUCAUCAGCAUCUGCUCCACAGCUGGUAAAAUUGGGUCGCUGGUCGCGCCGAUGACGCCGCUGUUGUCCUUAUACCACUCGUCGAUGCCAACGGUCCUGUUCGGCGGCAUGUGCGUCAUCUCCGGCACGCUGGUGCUGAUCCUGCCCGAGACGAGGAACACACGACUCCCGGACACCAUUGAGGAGGCCGAGGCCAUAUCCAGGAAGAGCAAGGGCGACGAGGCUUAGGACUGGAUCAGUGGCUACCAAGACUAUGUUAAAGAAUAUUCAUUGUAUAGGGAAAGAAAACAGCAUCCCGAAACGUGUGACUAAUAGGACCAAAAAUGGCAACAGUUUGCAGUAGCUGUUGAUAGUCGCUUUGAAACAUCCAUAAAAUUUCUUUCAAGCCAAAAGAACCAUUACAACAACACCCAACAGUUAAAUUUUAUGGACGGUUACGUUCAUUAGAAGUUUCAAACAUCCCUUAUUAUAAUUGUUAAAGAUUAAAUACAUUUGAACAACUGCCCUAUCAUUGCUAAAGAUUGGAGACAUUGGAACACAUCAUUAAAAAAAACCAGACAAAUUGAUAACCUCCCCUCUUUUGAGAUUUGGAUCACUCUAGAUAGCACACAAAUGCUCAUUGGCUUACACAAAGAAACUCCUUUGUUUCAUGUAGUCCUAGUACCACUCGUGGAUGCCUCGUGUCCUGCUCGGCGGCUUGUACGUCAUCUGCGGCACGCUGGUGCUGAUUCUGCCCGAGACUAGGAACACGCGACUCCCGGAUACCAUUGAGGAGGCCGAGGCCUUGUCCAGGAAGAGCAAGGGCGGCGACGCUUAGGACUAGAUCAGUGGCUACCAAGACUAUAUCAGAGAAAUCCUUUGUAUAAAGUGAACAGCAUCCCUAACGGUUUAGCUAAGUAUUAGACCCAAAAAUUACAACAGUUGUCAUUUUGAAAACCAUCCAUAAAAUUUAUCAGUUGUCAUUUUUGAGAAAUUUCAUUGUAUGGAGAAAGUGAACACUAUCUCUAAACUACUGGAACUGUUAGAGAUUUUUGACACAUUAAAGGAGUGUCUUGUGUGGCUACCGUAUAUAUGUUACUUGAUAGCGCGAAGAAUGAUGGAGAAAAUAAAUAGUGUACUAAAACGUCAAAAACUCAUCCGUUUUAUAACCGCUUCAUCGCCCUGUGAUUGACACUUAUCAUCCUGAUCCUAGUCUGACUACAUUGAAUGUUAAUGUUAUUACGCUGAAGGCCUGAUAAUUGGCGGUCAAUGGUUUAAUGCCUCGUAUAUUUCGACAAAACUGUCAAUGAUAUCGUCGAAUCAAAAUUUUUCGACAUCUACCCCGAUUGAUCGCUGGCUAAGACGCUAAUCUAAGACUUAACUUUGUUUCAUAUCGCUACCUAGGCUCUAUACAAUAAGCCAGCUAUCAAACUAUUCGAAGAAAGGUUUUAUUUUAUGCCCCAGAGUACCUAGCCAGCUUCACAAUCGUUUACGCUUCGUAUGCAUAGGUAUCGUAGCUAGCAGAAUCACUCUCCUGUAGUGGCGCAACAGAGCCAGACCGCGUUUUGGAUCGCCACCCACUACCCAGUGUCAACCAUUGUCACUUCGGCUAGGCUGCACGUUUAUAUUUCAUAUUACAUUUGGCAGCUAAGUUCAACAUACAAUUUUGUAUUUAGUAUCCUUUUGAUGUGAAUUCAAAAUUAAAUUUCCUUUGUGUGGAAUCGUUUCCCAGUAUUUUACUGCUUUUGGCAGGUAGCCCAUUCCUGAUGCUGUUAGUGUUUUCUAUGUCUGAUUACAGAGUAGAAUACAAAUUACCUUAGGUUGCCCAUUACAUUGUCCUAGAUUUAGAGUAUAAGACUAAUGGUGACUGUAGUGAGAAUAUAUUGAAAGUGUGACUUAUUCAAUGACAAGAUUCCGAAAUUGUAUGACUGCUUUUCCAAGAAGGUACCUACUGGCUCCUAAGAAGGUCUGGUUCCUAAGCUUUCCCACUUUGAUAAUUUAAUACUUGUGUUAGUGUGAAUGAAGUUAAAUCAUGUGUCCUUAUUUGUUGGCACCAGAAAGAAAAUACAUUAUAGGUAGUAGUUUAUAUUAAAACUAAGAAAAAUAAAAGAUAAAAGUAACGAUAGACCAUCUUUAUUUCCAGUAGGUACCUUAGAUCCUUAGAAAAAAGGCACUUACCGAAAUGAUUUUUAUAACUUAUCGUAACAAAUGCAGACUUUACAUUUUGGAAAUAAAAAAAGAAACACCAAGUCGAUUUGUAUAAACAGAAACAGUUUUGCUGAAUCGUAAAAUGUAAGAAGGUAUUGAGAAGUUUUUUACAACUUUUAACAGUUCGGCCGGCUGCAUCUUCACAAUAUGCUAUUAAACUACAUUGUACCCCGUCUUUAUUGUCCGACAAUGUCGUAUAAGCACCUGUCGUAAAAGUAGCUUAGAAACUUUCAAGUAUUUUGUAAAUAAAACAUCGUAUUAAAUGUAAAAGUCUCUGAGUACCUACCAAAAAAGUCUGCUUUGAAAUUUAAAAAGGUUUUACAGGCACUACAUUAUAGCACUAGUGUAAGAAAUGGUAGUUUAUGUGCCCAUGUUGAAACUUCAAAGGGCCAUAUGUACUGAAAGACGUCGUGCAAUACACGUGCGAAGAGGAAAUCGUUUUGAUUGCAGUGCACACAUUUCGGUCAUGUUUUAAUUUAUCGACACCCGUUUAGGACCUAUUUUCGCACUUAUAUUGUAUUGUACUAUUUCGGUGUGAGUUUUUUAUCAUUUUUACUACAAUUUCGCUUUUGUACAAUAGAUAUUAUUUCAUACCUGAGAAUAAGUUUACGAUAAUUUAUUUGUUAUAUGUUGUUUAAUUUAAAACGUACGAAUGUACUUAUACUACUUAUACAUAAAUAAACUUAAAACAAAUGACAUACUUAUAAGAGUAAAUAAUUUACCGUCUUGUGUUACUUAGUAAAACUCGAAUACCUUUAUUUCAAACGUACAGAAUACGUUAUUUUAAUAUUUAUUACUUGUAAUAUUUAUGUAAUUAUUCGGAAAAGACAUCUAUUAAUAAAAAUCAUAGAAAAAAAAAUAUGGACCAUCUUCCAUUAUUAGAUUUUUUUUUAUAUACUUAUAGGUAAAUGAAAAAUCACGGUAUGAAAGUGAAUUGAAUACUAUGAAUAAAUGUGACAAAUAUGCAUAAAAUUAAUGCGAUCGACAGUAUUUUAGUUUUGUAAAUACAGGUUUUGUGUUAAAUUUUAGAAUUAAGACUAAAUGGGACCAAUGACAUGUCAACGCAGUAUGUGCAUUUUUUGAUAAAACAUAAUACAAUAUUUAAUAACUUAUAUAAUGUCAGUACAAACGAACGCAUUAUGGAAACACAAUUUUUACAAUACACUUUUAUAAAUAAUA
Molecule: messenger RNA, 5004 nt
Organism: Leguminivora glycinivorella
Lineage: Eukaryota; Metazoa; Arthropoda; Insecta; Lepidoptera; Tortricidae
Product: organic cation transporter protein-like
Exons: 7
Coding region: 274-1866 (530 amino acids)
Biological process (GO): transmembrane transport
Cellular component (GO): membrane
Molecular function (GO): transmembrane transporter activity
Source: RefSeq, a predicted model, not a curated record